AUGAACGGUGAAGGAUGGUAUGUACCAGGAAAAUCUCCAAGCUCACAAGUAUUUUUGUUUUUUGCUUUUUUGAUUCCACAGUUUGGAAGGAGUUGAUAGAUGUUGCAGCACUACAAAAAGACACAUGAUAUACUAACAACAAACGACCAUGAUGUAGGUUAUUUAUACUUGCAGUCAUUGUGAAUGCUGUCAACUUGUUCUCGCAAGUGUUUUUCACAAUCAUGUAUUCCGAUUUGGAAUGCGACUACAUCAAUCCCAUUGAGUUGUGUAAUAAAUUGAACCCCUGGUUCAUUCCGGAAGCUGGAUUGCAUGCAUUCAUCACAUUGUUGUUUUUGCUCAAUGGAUACUGGUUCUGUUUCUUGCUCAACUUGCCAUUGCUUGCUUACAACGCCAACAAGUUCUACACAAAGAACCACUUGUUGGACGCCACUGAGAUCUUCAGGACUUUAUCCAAACACAAGAAGGAAAGUUUCCUCAAGUUGGGUUUCCAUUUGUUGAUGUUUUUCUUUUACUUGUACAGAAUGAUCAUGGCCUUGGUUAAUGACGAGCACUAA
Molecule: messenger RNA, 554 nt
Organism: Lodderomyces beijingensis
Lineage: Eukaryota; Fungi; Ascomycota; Pichiomycetes; Serinales; Debaryomycetaceae
Source: the annotation of a GenBank genome assembly